AUGCCUCUGGUUCCCAAAUAUAAAUGCCUACUCGGUUGUCAAAAACGUAAAAAGAAGAAGCUAGAGGAGGACAAAAGAAAGGCCGACGAAGUAAAACAAAACCACAUACACAAGUUUUUCUCAAAACAACCUCAAAGUUCUAGUUCUAGUGUAGAUGCUAAUGCGGGUGAAAAUGAUGUUAAUGUUAAUGUGGAUGAAGCUAAUGUAGGUGAAGAUGACGUUAGUUUAAAUGUGGAUGAAGCUAAUGUGGGCGAAGAUGAUGUUAAUGUUAAUGUUAAUGUGGAUGAAGCUAAUGUGGGUGACGAUGAUGUUAAUGUUCGUAUGGAUAAGGAUGAAGAUGAUGUUAAUGCUAAUGUAGAUGAAGCUAAUGUUGGUAAAGAUGAUGCUAAUGCAAAUCCUAAUGUUGAUAUUUUUGAUCCUGGAACUUGGGAUGAGCUUAAUUCUAACUUGAUUAAUGAAUUGGUUAUAAAAGGUCCAAAAGGAUAUUUGACUAUUGAUAAGGGUCCCGUGGAUAUUUUCUAG
This is a messenger RNA of Helianthus annuus (common sunflower), 522 nucleotides long. Its product is annotated as pentatricopeptide repeat-containing protein PFL1605w-like. Lineage: Eukaryota; Viridiplantae; Streptophyta; Magnoliopsida; Asterales; Asteraceae. The transcript has a single exon. The record is from RefSeq and is a predicted model, not a curated record. The coding region runs from base 1 to 522 and encodes 173 amino acids.